AUGUCCUUUUCAAAUAGCGGCCGCCGCCGCGACCUGGCACCCCUGCUGCAGCCACUGAACGGCUCGCCGCCGGCGCUUCAGACCAGCACGGUGCUCGCCCACAUGCAGGCGCACACCCAGCGCGCACAGGCCGCCGGCGUCAGCCCCGGGCUGCGCGCCAGCGGCGCCAACAGCGGUGCAGGCGCGGCGGGCACCGGGCCCAGCCGCUUCCCGGCCGUCGCACGCGGCGGGGCCAGGCCCGCAAUCGCGACGGCGGCGCAGCAGGCAGCGGCGGCGCGGCAAAAAGACAAAUGGGUACCCUUGCCUGAGGAGGAGGACAGCGCCAGCGACGCGGAGCCUACGGCGGCGGCCGCGGCCGCAGCGGCUGCUGCAGCGGCUGCGGCCGCCGAGCUGCAGCGGCAGAUCAGCAGCGGGUCGGCGGAGGAAGCCCUGCAGGCCAUGGCCCUGGGGCCGGGCAUUUUCGAGGACCUGCCGCAGGGGUUGGGGGGCUUUGCGCAGCCGCCCAGCAGGCGCGGCCGCAUCACGCUCUACUGGUGA
Molecule: messenger RNA, 537 nt
Organism: Monoraphidium neglectum
Lineage: Eukaryota; Viridiplantae; Chlorophyta; Chlorophyceae; Sphaeropleales; Selenastraceae
Exons: 2
Coding region: 1-537 (178 amino acids)
Source: RefSeq, a predicted model, not a curated record